Messenger RNA from Teleopsis dalmanni, 828 nucleotides. RefSeq lists its product as uncharacterized. The record is from RefSeq and is a predicted model, not a curated record. The transcript has 2 exons. Lineage: Eukaryota; Metazoa; Arthropoda; Insecta; Diptera; Diopsidae. Bases 391 to 813 code for a protein of 140 amino acids.
GGUGAGAGCAACAAAAUUUGCAAAACAAUCCCAGAGUCAACAAACAAACUUCAGUCUGUUUUCAACUCUCGGACGUGUUGUGUUUAUCGCAGUGUGCGUGUGGGCAACGCUGGUUAGAAUCUUAUUGGAUUAUUUUAUAUAAACAAAAAUAACUUUUAGCAAAACUAUAUGAUAAGCAAUAAAAAGCACGUGUUGCAUGCUUGAAUAUUUAAUAUAAACGACAAGUUUACUUAAGAAAAAAAGAAAAAACUUGCUUAUAAAUAAGCAAAAAUUCUUGUCGGUGACGACAUAAGACGUGCAGGUGAAAUAGACCGGUUAGAUAAUCAAGCAAAGCUUACAACAAUAACAAUUUCCAGCUGUUAUACACAUUGGAAGUAAACAAUAACAAUAAUGAGCCGCCUUUUACUCAAUUCCACAAUAUGUGCCAGCGACUUCGCUGCCACAACAUCCAGACAGCAAUUGAAAUGUAAAUCAACGUCAAGUUUUGUUGUACGGCGACGCUGGAAAUCGCUGCUGCAUUCUCAUACGCAGGCAAAGCAACGUAUGUUCAGUCCAGCAGCAGCGUUUGAAUCGAGUGGUUGUCGGAGUUUGCUUUCGCCAUUUUUAACUAGUUUAAAUAAGCAUUGCGCCCUAAGUACAUCGGCCAGUAUGUCGUCGUCUAAAUGUCUCGCACUUGAUAAUAUAAAUCCCAACUUUAUAACAAUGGAAUAUGCCGUGCGUGGUCCAUUGGUUAUAAGAGCCGGUGAAAUCGAAAAAGAAUUACAAGAGGUAAAAGAAACUUUAGUUUUUGGUUGCAGUGUAUGCAGUGUAUGAAAAAAAUCAAUUUUU